GACUCUAUUUGUGCAAUUAGUUUUGUACUUAGCCUACAUUUAAUACUCCUAAUUAGCAUUCAAACAUCUGAUAUGGCAGAUGCUAAACUGCUUAGCAGGGUAUCCAAACACCCUUGAGUAUAGCGAGUAGAGAGUAGAAUUCCCGUCGUCAACAUGCCGAUAUUGGUCAAGACUCAAGCGAGUGCGCGCUCUGCCUUCUCUCCGCGUUCGUGCCGACCCCUCGCCGGAGCUAGCUACUAGCUGCCCACAUGGCCACAUCUUCCGUGCCGCCGUGCGCCAUGUACGCGCGCAUCAAGACUAUCAUUGCCGAGGCCCGGUUGGAGUCCGGCGGCGGCGGCGGCUACGACAACAGCAGCGGCGGCGGUAGCAGCCCAGCCUCGCCUGGCGCCUCCGAGAGCGACGGCUCCAGCAGUGCCGACGAGUUCUAUCCACCCGACCUCAUAACCAGUGAGUUCCCGCGCCACGCCUCCCCUCUCUCCUCUUCUGCUCGCGACGAGUUCGACUUCGACCGCGACUGUGUCCGCCAAUUCUUCGUGUCGUCGCCACGCGUCCUCGACGACGUCCACACCCACCAGCAGCGCACGCUCCUCCUCCUCCUCCCGGCCUUCGCCUCUCCCGCCGACGCCGCUUCGCAAGCCGACGCGCUGUCUCACUGGCUCUCCGGGCUCGACAUCGCCUGGGUUCUGGACAUGGGCGCGUCCGGCAGAGGCGGCGGCGCCCUCCCGCGCCGGGAACUCGGGAGUAGGGUCAGCGCGUGGGCGCAGGCGCUGGGCACCAUGGAGCGCCUGUUCCGCCGACUGCGGCACCGGGAGCUCGAGCCCGCGCAGGCGGCCGCUCUGGGGGAGCUCGCGGCCGCGAGCAGCGGCGCGAUGCUGGGACUGGCCGGCGCCGUGGCCGUCCUCGGGAGCUCCCCGUCGACGCUGCUCGCGGCGCUCGACCUGUACGCCCCGCUCUCGGAGACGUACCCCGUGCUCGCGGUGCUCUUCUCCUGGGGCCCCUUCCACCCCGUCCCGGCGGCCGCCGGGGCCGCGCUCGCGGGCCUGGUGGAGACGGCGCGGCGCGGCGGGCGCGACCUCGGGGCGUUCGUGCGCUCCCACUGCACGUGGCAGAUGCCGCAGGGCGGCGAGGUGCACCCGUGCGUGGGGUUCUGGAUGGGAUACCUCCGCUGCAUGCUGCGCCGCCGCGUCUCCCUCCACCUCGUCCUCGGCGGCGACGACGGCGAGUCGCCGGCGACGCCCCUGGCGCCGGGGGCUGAGGGAAUCCACAGGCUGGUCGCGGAGCUGGUCUCGUGCCUGGAAGCCGCGCUCGAGGAGAAGGCCGCGGCGCUCGCGUCCCCGGGGCUGCGCCAGGUGUUCAUGCUCAACAACACGCACGCCGUCGUGCGCCGCGCCGCGGGCUCCGACCUCCGGCACUUCCUGCCUUCCGACUGGCUCCGUGUCCGCGAGGAGCGCAUCGAGGGCCUCAUCAGGGGCUACAUGGACGCGUCCUGGGUGCCCGUUGUGUCGCGGCUGGACAGCGGCGGCGGCCGUACUAAGCAGCCCGCCCGGCGGCGGAGACCGUUGAUCGCUUUCUACACGGCGUUUGAGAACGCGUGCAGCGCGCAGAGGUGCUGGAACGUGCCCAACCCGGCGCUCCGGGGCGUCCUCCGGAACACCGUGUCGGAGUACGUCGUGCCGGCGUACCGCCGGUAUUUGGAUGAUCACCCGGAGGUUGAAGCAGCCCCCGGACACACCGCGGAGGAGCUGGAGGAGCAGUUGUCUGAUUUGUUUGAAGGUUAGAAGACAAUGGUAGGAGCUGAAAUCGUCUGGACAAAGGAAAGGAGUACAGUACAGCGAAACAGAGUGACCACCCUGUUUUUCAGAAAAAGAGACUGCCUUCAGUUUCUUUGGUCUGCCGAGAAAAGGCAGCAUUUCGACCGGCAAGGCGGCAGCCAACAAAAGCGGGAAUACUAUACAUCGCUCGGACGGCGUCAGCUCGUCCUCUCAUUCAUUUUGAAAUACUAAAUUUAUUUUUCUCAUAAGAUUUACAUCUGAUUUUUUUAUCCAUUUGAACCUUUUAUGUUGCCUAAAAUUAAGGCAACAAAAUAAUUUCAAACAUGAAUACAUUUAUUUUUUUUAAAUAUUCGAUAUUUUUUGUCAUGAAGUUUAAAAAUUUAUUCUCAUGAAGCUAGAUAUUUUUUCUAAUAUGGAACAAUUAUCUUGCAAAGUUAGAACAAUAUUUUCUUUUGCUAAACUUGGAAUAAUUUUCUCGUAAGACUAGAACAUUGUCCCACUCAUUAAAAAUUCCAGCUUUAUAAAACAAUGCUCUUCCAAAAAAAUGGUAUUCAACAUAUUUAAGUGUGUCCUUAUUUUAAAGAUCUUAUGGUAAGAAACAUAAUGAUGAAAUUGGAUUUAAUAUUUUAAUUAUUUUUAAACGGACGAUAUUAAUUCAAAUUAUGUUGGUUCCUCAGUUUGAAAUUAUGUUGCAUGCGUGAAUCUAGCUAGGUGGGUUACUUUUUCGUUCCGUGGAUCAUACUAGAUACCAUGAGAAGGUGAAUGAUGAACUAAUUAGCCAUGUCAUCGUACAAUGAAAAGAAAA
Molecule: messenger RNA, 2577 nt
Organism: Setaria italica (foxtail millet)
Lineage: Eukaryota; Viridiplantae; Streptophyta; Magnoliopsida; Poales; Poaceae
Product: exocyst complex component EXO70A1-like
Exons: 1
Coding region: 249-1778 (509 amino acids)
Biological process (GO): exocytosis
Cellular component (GO): exocyst
Molecular function (GO): phosphatidylinositol-4,5-bisphosphate binding
Source: RefSeq, a predicted model, not a curated record